AUGGGGGCCGCCCUUCCCCGGGGGCAGGGGCGUGGGGAACCCGGCGGUGCGGAGGGAGGAAAGAGCGACGAGGUCAGAGGAAACCGAAGGCUCCUGGGGCACCAAAGGGCUUCCCGCAGUCGGGGAAUGAGCCCUGGGGAGGAGCCUUUCGCGAGAAACGUGAGCGCGCCCCAACACGCAGACCUCAUAAACCUCCUUGGCAAAGACCGGGGAAGCGGCUGGCGGACCGACUGCGGUGAACUCCAGAAAUUAACCUGCGCUACAAUUAAACGGGCUGUCGCCUUUUCAGACUCACCUCGAGCGAGCGAGAUAGAAGCUCCCGAACCGGCGGUGGGGGGACCUGGGUCCACCCUCCCGUCCCAGGAGAAGAGGACAAAAAGGGGAGAUGGACUUGGAGAUGGCCCCGCCCUUCAAACGCUCCAAUCCUUGGAAACCAAACCUCCUCUCCAAGCCUCCACGUCUAGAAGGGACAAAGGCAGCGAGGAGAUCCGUAGAGAACCGAUGGGGAGGAUAGGUGGCUUUCGGCUUCUGGUGGUGGGCGCGUGGAGGGGGCUGGGGGGGGAGGAACAGUGGCUAAGUUUCCAGCCCACGUAUAACAAUCUAGGAUGGUCUUCAGAAGAUACACCGGGUCUCCUGGUUUGGAAGCAAAUUGCCUUCCCAAAACUGUGA
This is a messenger RNA of Choloepus didactylus (southern two-toed sloth), 669 nucleotides long. RefSeq lists its product as uncharacterized. The record is from RefSeq and is a predicted model, not a curated record. Lineage: Eukaryota; Metazoa; Chordata; Mammalia; Pilosa; Megalonychidae.